Molecule: messenger RNA, 3135 nt
Organism: Cervus elaphus (red deer)
Lineage: Eukaryota; Metazoa; Chordata; Mammalia; Artiodactyla; Cervidae
Product: proline-rich protein 36-like
Exons: 19
Coding region: 1-3135 (1044 amino acids)
Source: RefSeq, a predicted model, not a curated record
AUGGCUGCUCAGCCCGGGUGCUGGUUCAGAGGCGCCCGUGCCUCUCGGCCAGCGGAGAAUGUUCCUAAUCGUUCUGAGAGCGGCCUGACCUCCACUCCCAGGCGGGAGGAGCUGACCAGCGAGGGAGCCACACCCAACGAGAGGGGGACAUCCAGUGGGCAGGCCGAGGUGGCCUGCAGAGUGUGCCCAUUUCACAGGCUGGCCGCACGUGCCCAGCUGGCUCUGGAUGACCAAUCAAUCAAUCAGGACAGCCCGGCACGCAGUGUCCGUGAGGAAGCCCGGAGCCACGUCUGCGUGCUGGGACCAGGCCUGCAGAACAGGGCUGUGCCCUGGGACCCAGGGUGGGCCACCACCACGCUGGGGAGACUCAGCCUGGGGCCCCCUGAGCUGCCCGAAAUCCACGAGCUUCCUGGAGGCUGCCUCCAGCCGGGGUCCCAGAAGCGGGACACAGCGCCAGUGUCGCGGGCACCUGUCUGCCCAAACGACCUCUCGGGGACCAGGCAUGACCUGGAGAGAGCCCAAAGCGUGUGCGUGCGUUUGGGGCCGGCUGCUGGCCGCAUCCACGCCGCAGGGCUGUGCUCCCAGGGGCUGCACGCUGGGCCCUGGCUGGGCCACUCCUUAACCAUCACUGUUCGCCCCCCCACGCCCUGCUCCACGCCGCUGCCUUGCCGCGUCUAUGUGGUCGGCCCCCUCGCGGCCUGCCCCUCCGGCGCUUCCUGCCUGAACCCCAUCCUGGACUGCCCUCGAGCGUCACUGGAGCACAUGGACUUCCCCACCAAUGACAUUCCAGGGCCACCUGCUCUUCCAGAACCUUCCCGCAUCAAGGGGUGGGGCGCCACCUUGCAGGCAGCCUUCCCCAGGACAGGCUCCAUGCCAGCGUCCUACCUAGAGCCGUCACAGCUGGCCUGGGAGGAGGUGGGGGACAUAACCGUCCCCCGUUCUGCAGCGGGAGACCAGAGGCUCCGGCUCAAGCAGGGCCCAGGCAAGACUGAGCCCAGGCUGGUCUCAACCACUCUCGGCCAAGCAGAGAAGCAUCUGCUCAGCCUGGACACUCUCCCCGAUUCCAGGCCUCACCCGGCCCUGACUGGCAGCGGGCUCCACACCUGGGCAGCCACAGCCCUCAUCAGCGUCAGCUCGGCCCUCAGACUAGACCCGCCGCCCCUGCGGCUGCCUCCCUGCCUGACCGCCCACGGUGACUGGCGUGGAAUUGCCCCGCGCAGCUUCUCCCUGGAUGCUGACCGGGCGGGCCAGCAGCGCCUUGAAGGUCAUGCCCAGUGUGACCCUCAGCCGUCCGGCUGGAGGUGUGGUGUCCCGAGGCAGGAAGCCAAGCUGGGCGGCGUCAGACGCGGCGGCCCUAGGGACAGCGAGCUCCCCAUCGCCGGUGGUUCAAGCAGCAGCAGGACAGCUGCGGGUCGGGGCAUGACGCGAGCAUCACCGGCUCCACCGGGAGCAUCACCAGGGGCCUCCAUCUCCGCCUCCGUCAUCAGGCCGCUUCCUGUCCCUGCUACGCUGGUCACCAUCGCCGCCAGCAUCCUCACGCUCGGGUUCAGCAGCAUCACGCUCACCGGCACCAUCGGCUCCCGCUCUGAGUGCACCCGCUCCCAGGCCUACAUGAGUGCUGGCCCCUCCCCCCAGGGCUCUGCCCACCUUCACUCAUCGUCCCCAGCCUCCUUCCCGAUCGCGACUCCCCGGAUUCCUACCCGCUCGCCCACUAGCCAGACACAAGCGGCCCCCAGUGACCGCCAGAGCGGCGCUGCCCUCCUCAGAGCCCCCUCUGCAGCCCUGAGCCAGCACCGCCCGCCCUGCCUCCCGCGGGAGACCCUCAGCCCUGGCCUCCUGCUCACCAGACCGUUAACCAGGACCGUGCCCUGCGACCCGGGGGCCGGCAAACCCCCGCCUCAUCGACGUCCUCCCAGCAGUCCCAAGACCAGGCAUGACCACCCCCGGACUCGGGCCUGCUCGGGGGCGGGCAUCCUGGAUGAGGAGCUGCGGGCGGGGCUCUGCCUUCGCCCCCCAGCAGAGGGCCGACAGAGAUUCCCCCGAGACAGUGCCAGCGAGCAGAGCCGCCCCCACCGCCAGACCGGGGCUCGGGGCUCGGGGCUCGGACAGGCUGCCCAGGACGGCCCAGCCCCGGCCUGUGCUCUGGCCCUCCACAGCAUGUCCAGCCACCCCGCCCCGCGCCCCCCGCCUCCCGCCGCGCCUGUGCCGGCCCCUGCCCUGGGCCCGCCCAGUCGGCCUAUUCAUCGCACACACGUCUGUGACAAGCACACGCUGGGUGCCUGCUGGACGCUCCUGGUGCUGCUGCCUCGGGCCCCUGUACCCCGCAGUCAAGGGCCCCGGGCCGGCCCCCCGCAGCUGGGUGAAGGUCCACGUUCCCGAGUUUGCCCUGAGAAGCCCCUGAAAGGCUCGCCCCAGCGGCCCCGUCCCAGUAAGGAAGCUGGCCCAGCCUUCCGAGGGGAGCCAGCAGCCCGGCUCCGCCUGGUGCUCUGGGAAGCCCCCACCCCCAGCGCUCCUGACUCUGACCCUGGGGGGCACAACCCUGGGACCUGCGUCUACAGCCCUCUCGUCACCUGGGCGGCUGGGAGCCGGAAAAGAAGCCACGGCAGUGGGGGGCCUGGACACCGCAGCCAGAGAGCAGCCCCUGCCGGUCACAACCAGAGAAAGCCCUGCAGCGAGCACGGGGACAUCGGGGGCAUUCCGGAGGGGGCUGGCUCUGAGGGGUGCCCCACGGCUUUGCCCGGGGCCCUGCAGCAGAGGGGGCCACAGCCGCCCCCAGGGGGCCUGCAUGAUGCCCGGCCCUCGACGGCCGCCCCUCCCCUGCCUCACCCCCGACGCCCACGCUGGGUGCACCUCCCGACGGCCACACUUCUCAGGCUCUCCUCCAGGGCAGAGACGGGAAUGAUGGGCAGCCCUCCAGGCAGUCUCUGGGGGCACCCCCACCCCGUGCCCAUCUCCCCGGCUGUGGUCGCUACGGCCCCUGCCCCGGGCCCUCCGCUCCACCCAGAACGCUCCUGUUGUCCUCGCUGCACCUGCUCUGGGCCGGAGAGCCUGCCGGCCGGGAUGGACAGCCCUGGGGUGACCCCGUGCACCAUCACGGGGGAGGGGCCCCCCGCCCGGGGCCCCCCGCCCGCCUGA